AUGUCUGGCUUUUCCUUUGCAGCUUUAGCAACUGAUUCGAAUGAGGAUGAACGUAUCCGACACGAAUUCGAUGCGAUCCAUGAAUGGCUAGUGGGUACAGCUAAAUCAGUACCGGAUGAUAAGGAUGAGUUGCUGGAGGAGGAGGAUUGGAUGCGGCUAUGGGUAGAUCUGACAACUCGCUUGGAGGCAUGCAUAACAGUUGGAAGGGGGAAGGGCAUUGUCCUUGGGCUAUCCGCGGAUGAAGUGAUUGCGGGUGAUGCGGGUCAAUCAAUGUAUGAGCACUUCUGUGGACAGGAAGAAGUCAGUGAUGGAGGUGAGCGUCCCGGAUAUACCUGGGGUUUCUCGGGCAACUUGAUCGAAGUUACCACCAGUUCUCGUUCUGCAGCGUGUAGAGAGAAGGCCAAUGGUAGCAGGGCAUCUGCAGUCAGUGCGUCUGUGGGCGGGUCUAUCCGUCGCACGGUCUCGUCUCCUACUCUGGACUCUGCUGCUAAGGAUGCUUCGUCGGAUGGGGAGUCUGAGGUUGCAGCCGAUCUGCCGCCUCGUCAUAUUCGUCCCCGUCCUACUCGUCAGACUAACAAGGGAAAAGGGCACGCAAUCAAUGUCGAUGAAUAUGAGGAUGAGAAGUCGAAAAUGCGGAUGGAAAAUGAGGAGCUUUGUCACGGAUUGCGCAAGGUGCAAGGUAAGCUUUUGAAGAUGUAUGAAUUGGCAUAUGAGUUGGCGGAUGACCUGAGGAAGAUGGAGGCGAAGUUGGCGGAUCGCAUGUAA
This is a messenger RNA of Suillus paluster, 765 nucleotides long. RefSeq lists its product as uncharacterized. Bases 1 to 765 code for a protein of 254 amino acids. The transcript is spliced from 5 exons. The record is from RefSeq and is a predicted model, not a curated record. Lineage: Eukaryota; Fungi; Basidiomycota; Agaricomycetes; Boletales; Suillaceae.